AUGAAUGUUAAUGAUAUCAAACAACAGUUCAACUAUGAUGAAGAUUCAAAUCGAAAACAGAGAAGAAAAUGUCAUGGUAAUCGACGAGAUCAACGUUUUCGAAAAAAGUGCCGUGCACAAGGAAUGCAAAUAGCAACAAUAAAAAAGUUACUCGAGGAAAGAGAUCGAGUCAGAACUACUAAUAAUCAUACGAAAACGUCCACAUAUAAUACGGGAUCAACUCAUAUGGAUGUGGAAUCGAAACAGAUAAGAACAAACUCUAGUAAACGUAAAAGAGACGUCUUAUCACAAGAAGAAUCAAAGAAGAUGAAAAAUAAACCGAACAUAAUGACUAUUUCAUCAGUAGUUCGUAACAAUAACAAGAUCGGCAACACGAAUUAUCGACAGUCUAUGUAUUUAAAACAAUCAUCAGCGAUACUUUUUCAAGUAUUAAGUAAAAUAUUAAAAUAUCCAUUGAAGAAAAAAGAUGAACAACGAUUCAUUUACGUACGACUCAUUUCAUUUGACCAGCAGUAUUGUACUGAGAUUGAAUUACAAUUGUGGCAUUCCUAUGUGGAUAUUGCCUUACAACACCACAUAUGGCCUGAUCAAAUCUAUGCUUUGACAAAAACAAAUAAUUUUGAAGCAUGUCAACAAUUUGUCGUACAUUAUAUACAUACUCUUCAACAACGAUUGAAUCAAUGUCAAUUAGAAUUGUCAAAACAUUCUCACUUAUGUCCUAUUACAAUAUUAUCAUUGAAUCAAAUCGAUCAUAGUCUUAAAGAAAUGGUUGAUUAUGAACGAAAAUAUUUAUCAACAAGGAAUAAUCGUCGCUUGUUUCAGUUCAAAGAUAAAAUUCAUGAAAAUGAUUUAUCUGGGCUGAUAUCUACAUAUCGUCUGACUAUUUAUCAAAAUGAAUCAAUAAACCAACUGAUGAAAAUACGACGAGAACAAAUAGAAACUUGGAAAGAAUUUCUCAUGUUUGAAACACGAAUUCUUUGUAAAUGUUUACCACAAAAUUUCGAUGAACUGGAACGAUUUAUAGCUCCAAAUAUUUAUUCGCCAGCGAUUAACAACUCAACUGCUAUUCAGUUCAAGAAUCAACGUUAUAAGAUUAUACAAGAAGCAAAGCGCCAAUGGUUAAAUGCCUUCUUAAAUGUCUACGAGCUUAAGAUACGAGAAUAUCAAGAACAAUAUGAAUAUCAACUAACAAAAUUGCAAACACAAUUAUUACGUAGUGCAGGUUCAUUGAUUUACAACCAUAUUCAAGAAUACAUAAGUUAUCAAACAGAAAAAUUAAAAAAAGAUGUUUACAAAGGAAUGUUCAUUUUUCGACGAAAAGUACGUCAACGUCAUCUACGUUCAUAUGCAGCAAAAAACUCAAUCGGUGUCUCUCCUGAAUCGUAUCUUGAUUUAAUUUCUAAUCCAUUUAAUCCGCGUGAAUGGAAUCAUUUGUCACUUGGUCCAUCUUGUAUACGAUUUAAUCAAAGUGCUAUCCGUCCUCGAAAACAACAGGAAAUUGAAAUUAGAAAUGAACAUAAAGAUAUUUCAACUAAAGUACAAGAUUAUCUUGUAGAACAUCAUCAUAUACCAAGAACGAUACCAAUUCUCAAACAAUAUGGGAAUCAUCUCCUUGAUUAUCUUAAUCGUUGUUAUUUCACUCCAUUAUUACAUAGAGAUCGAGUUCAGGCAUUGGAACAGGUACGAACUAUUACAUCAAUUCGACAAAAAAUCAAGCAGCAUAACCUUAUUAUUCGUCAGACAGAUAAGAGUAACAUUUUUUAUAUUGGCUCAACGACUGAAUUUCAGAAAAAAGCAAAGAAUUUCUUCUCCGAUACAAAUGCAUUUGUCACAUUAUCUUACAAUCCAUUCAACGAAAUAUUUGACAAAGCUAUUCAAUUGCUCAAUAAACUGGCUUCAAAAAAGCUGAUCUUACAGUGGCCAUAUAAAAAAAUGAUGCCUGACCCAACAAAAUGUGAAUUAGCUCACUUAUAUUUUAAUCCUAAAACACACAAAGAUGGUAUACCAGUUCGACCAAUUGAAAAUACGAUUCAUGCUUCAACAAGAAACAUCUCAAAAUUUCUAGAUCGUAUCAUACGGCCUGUAUUUGAUAACGUCUGUGCGACAACAACCAUUAUUGAUGGCGCUUCUCUGAUCAAACAACUUAAUACAUAUGUUAAUAAAUGUCUUCUGAAACCAUCGACUCUAUUGUGUACAUUUGAUAUUCAUAAUUUGUAUACAAUGUUACCACAAGAUGAAGCAGUUGAUAUUCUUAUUGAAUUUCUUCAAAUACAUGGAUAUACAAAAGUUAAAAGCAUUAAUCUUGAAACAAUCCGAGCAUUGGCUUCAGUGGUUCUUAAAGAGAAUGUUUUCGUGUACGAGAAAAGGAUCUAUAAACAGGUUAUUGGUGGUGCUAUGGGUUCAUCAUUUACAUUAACGUUAGCAAAUAUUUUCAUGUGGAAAUGGCAAAAGGAACUCGUCCGUCGACAAGAUAUGUCAGGCGAAUUUUAUGGCCGAUAUAUUGAUGAUGUUUUCAUGAUAUGGAAUAGAUCGGAAAAGGAACUAAUAAAACUAUUAGAUGAAGCAAAUACAUGGCAUCCAAAUAUCAAAUUAGAUUAUAAAAUCGGUCAAUGUCUACCAUUUCUCGAUGUUCUUCUUGCGAAUAACAAUGGAAUUUUAUCAACAUCAGUUUAUCAUAAGCCAGCAACUGAGCCUUACGUUGUACCAUAUAAAUCCGACCAUCCUCGACAUGUGUUCAGAAAUGUGAUACAAACUGCUCUUACUCGAGCUAUACGAUAUUCAUCUACUUUUGAAGCUUAUCAACAAGAGAAAUGUCAGAUUCGUCUAAUGUUACUGUAUAAUGAAUAUCCACCGUCAUACAUCGAAAAGCAAUUUGAAAAGUUUUAUUUUCAAUAUGUAUCAUCUCUAGCACUCCUUUCACCGUCUUUCAAUAAUGAAAAAGAGUUUUUCCUCAUGCAUAACAAAUUGUUAGAUCAACCAACAGCUCGACAGUCACAAGUGGCACAGAGUGCUGCAAGAGCCGAUCUUCAUACCUAUCAAAUGAAUGAUACAAAUAUUCAAACAAAAAAAAUAUUUCAACCGACCGAAUACCAACAAAACAAUAAGGCAUCAAGAUUAAUCAUUCACUAUGUCCAUGAAAAAAGAUUUCAUUCAUUUAAACGAGACAUGCAUCAAGUUUACGACUCCAUCUUCCAGAAUACUCCCGUGGCCGAUACAAAAAUGAUUGUUGGUAAUAGAAACCGUCGUGAUGCAAAACAUGAACUUAUACGCAAACGCCCGAAACGUUCAUUACUGAAAAACAUUCCGAAAAUGAGUAACUAUUACACACAUAUAAACCACUAUUAG
This is a messenger RNA of Adineta ricciae, 3345 nucleotides long. Lineage: Eukaryota; Metazoa; Rotifera; Eurotatoria; Adinetida; Adinetidae. The record is from the annotation of a GenBank genome assembly.